Messenger RNA from Ustilaginoidea virens, 1359 nucleotides. RefSeq lists its product as uncharacterized. The record is from RefSeq and is a predicted model, not a curated record. The transcript has a single exon. The coding region runs from base 1 to 1359 and encodes 452 amino acids. Lineage: Eukaryota; Fungi; Ascomycota; Sordariomycetes; Hypocreales; Clavicipitaceae.
AUGGUUGGCGAAAGAGGUUUUCCCCGAGGCUACAUGCCACGCACGGAGCCCGGAUACAAGGACACGAUCCCUCAGCUACUCCUGCCCGUCACCGGUCAGCCGGCCUACUCUGGAAACGAAGUCAUCAACAAGUACCCUUACACGGCCAACCCCAAAUACCCCAUGCUGCAGGCGGCCCCCGGCGACCACAUAGCCAUCAUCCACUUCGAAAACGGCCACGUCACCCUGCCCCUGAACCAACCCAACAAGCCCCUCAAUCGGGGCACCAUCUUCUUCUACGGCACCACCAAGCCCAAGGGGCAGGAAAAGCUGUUUGACGUUCACCUGCGGUGGAACAAGGACGGGUCGGGAGGCGACAAGAGAGGCGUCCUUCUCGCGACUAGAAACUACGACGACGGCCAGUGCUUCCAGCCCAACACAGCCCCCAUCACCAGCGAGCGAGUGUCCAAGCUCAGUGGCGACGGCGCCAAGCAGUCCCAGGAGCUGCCCUGCCAGUCCGACAUCAGGCUGCCGGCGGACCUGAAGCCCGGCAGCGUCUACACCAUCUACUGGUACUGGGACUGGCCGAGCCUCAACCCCGGCAAGAUCAGCAUGGACAAGACGGCCCAAGGCCAGUACCCGUGGGCCGGCUCCUUCAUGCGAGGUGACAAGGUGCCCAACGGGUGGACCAUGGAUGCCAUUGCGCACAACGAGAGCUACGCCAGUGUCAUUGACAUCAAGAUUGUGGACGGUCCGGCCAAGGGAUUCACCGCCAAGGAUGAUGACGUGAAGCAGUCGUGGGUCGCCCAGCAAAACAUCUACUCCAAGGCCAUCCAGGCCCAGAUGGAGAGCAACUUUCAGGUUCACGUGGAAAGCUCCGGCUCCGGCUCCGGCUCCGGCUCCGGCUCCGGCGGCGGCAGCAGCAGCCCUGGUUCGGGAGCUCCCCCGGCCCCCGUGGCCCCCAUAGGCACCCCCUCUGGCGGCGAGUCUACUACGAGCCCGUCAUCUCCGACCGCCUCUGCUGCCCCCACAGCGGCUCCCUCCGGUGACGAGUCUACCGCGGGCCCGUCAUCUUCGACCGCCCCCGUGGGCGGCGGUGUCGUUACUGUCACGCAGAUGGUUACUGUCCCGCCAACCACGCUCUUCAAGACCGUCUACCGAACCAUGUCUCCUGCUGGUCCGGAUGGCUCCGAGGAGCCCGACACGACUGUUUUCGUCACUGUCACUACACACGUGCCUCGGCAGACGGACGGUCCAGUCGUCUCCUCGGCUCCCGUUGCCAACACGACGUUGGUGUCCUCGUCCAAUCCUGCGAUCGGACCCAGGCCAACAGUGACGCCUUUCCGUCAACGUCGUCGAGCCAUCAGACGCGCUCUCUGA